Molecule: messenger RNA, 1896 nt
Organism: Catharus ustulatus (Swainson's thrush)
Lineage: Eukaryota; Metazoa; Chordata; Aves; Passeriformes; Turdidae
Gene: DTWD1
Product: DTW domain containing 1
Exons: 5
Coding region: 1-1098 (365 amino acids)
Biological process (GO): tRNA modification
Cellular component (GO): nucleus
Molecular function (GO): tRNA-uridine aminocarboxypropyltransferase activity
Source: RefSeq, a predicted model, not a curated record
AUGGGGGACGUGAGGCGCCCAGAGCAGCACGAGCCCCUCAGGCAGGGGCGGCCCGGCGGGCGCCGCGCUCAGCCCCGGGGCCGCUUCCGUCCCCGCCUCCCGCGGCGGCCGAGCCCGGCACUUUCGUUCCGGGGCCUGCGAGGGCCGCGCGGGAGCCGCGGCGGGCGGCGGCUAACCAUGUCUUUAAAUUCAUCUACACUUUUAAAUGAAGAAAAUGCUCAAGGACCAAAAAGAAGUAGUGAGUGUUUGGAAAGCCUUCUGCAGACUCCAUCAUCGUUUCAAGAUAAUCCACUUCAACGAUUACAGUUAGCAUCCCAGGAAGUACUGGAGAAGGCAAAAAAGAGUGGGAGAUCAAAAUGCCCCCGAUGCAAUAGUUCAAGGAUGUUUUAUUGUUAUACAUGCUUUGUCCCUGUUGAAACUGUUCCUACCACAGAAAUUCCAACUGUGAAGUUACCUUUGAAGAUUGACAUUAUUAAACACCCAAAUGAAACUGAUGGCAAAAGCACUGCUGUGCAUGCUAAGCUCCUGGCACCUGAUGAUGUUACAAUUUAUAAAUACCCUUGCAUUCCAGAAUAUGAAAAGAAGAGACAUGAAGUAGCACUUGUAUUUCCUGGCCCCAAUUCAGUUUCAGUAAAAGAUAUUGCUUUCCAUCUGCAAAAGUACACCAAGAAAGGUGUCUGUGCCAGUGACAAUGACUGUUCCAAAGAGCCACUUCUUAAACAAGCAAAAAUAGAACCUGAAGAAGAAAAAAAUCCAAAUGAAUCCAUCUCAAGCAGCAGGAGUGAAGGCACUAGACUGAAGAAAAUAAUAUUUAUUGACAGUACCUGGAAUCAAACUAACAAGAUAAUAACUGAUGAACGACUUCAAGGGUUGCUGCAAAUUGAGUUGAAGACAAGGAAAACUUGCUUUUGGCGUCAUCAGAAGGGAAAACCAGAUACAUACCUUUCCACAAUAGAAGCAAUUUAUUAUUUCCUUGUGGACUAUCAUCAGGAGAUUUUGAAAGAGAGCUACAAAGGACAAUAUGAUAAUCUGCUUUUUUUCUUUUCAUUUAUGUAUUCAUUGAUUAAAGAUGCCAAGUGUUGUGCAGGAAAAGAGUAAACUGUCUGUUGGUGCAUGACACUGCUUUUUUUUGUAAUUAUAGAACUGCACAAACAUAACUGGGAUUUUUUUUUGGAAGUAGAUUGUACUCUAAAUAAUGUCCAAAAGGGAGCUGCAGACCUCAUCCUGCACACUUGAGGUUGUAGAAGUGCUCAGAUAAGCAGUCUGAUGCUUUGAGAACAGUUACGUUUUGCUAAAUAUUGCUGUACUUCAACUUACAGACCUGAUGUGCUCACUGUGAUGAGCACAUUUCUGGAGAUGGGAGUGGAGGACUUGACCCCUCUUGCCAUAAGGAGUGUUCUCUCUUAACUGUAAGACAGAAGUAGUAUGCUGGCUUUUUAUUGUUACCAAUACUUAUGUCAGAUGUUUUCUUUGUGGUUUGCACAGCAAUACUGAUUUCACCUUCAUGGCGCAAAGGCUUACUGAAAUGAGCAGAUGGUGUUCAGUUGCCAGGGAGAGUGGCAGCAAUACAGAAUGAAAGAGCACAUUAACUGAAGAUGAAUUACAUACUUUCAAGAUUGAUUCUGGAAAAUUCUUCUAGUAAUAAAAAAGUAUUCUCUUUAAACACUGUUAUACAGUGUAUGAUCCCUGAAAUACCAUUCAUGUACUGUUAUGGUAGGAUUAUUCUCCACUUCUUGGGUAAUUUUAGACUUCUUCAAACAAAUUUAGUUAAGUGUUUAUUACUGUUAUAUAAUAUCAUUACUUGGGGGAGCACUAGCCUAACAAUGGCAUAUUGUUACUGUUAAUAUGUCACUGUGGCAUAUUGUGGGCACUGAAAAUAAAAGAUGGUGGUUCUGA